Molecule: messenger RNA, 4946 nt
Organism: Acanthaster planci (crown-of-thorns starfish)
Lineage: Eukaryota; Metazoa; Echinodermata; Asteroidea; Valvatida; Acanthasteridae
Biological process (GO): endocytic recycling; endocytosis
Cellular component (GO): intracellular membrane-bounded organelle; cytosol
Molecular function (GO): phosphatidylinositol phosphate binding; guanyl-nucleotide exchange factor activity
Source: RefSeq, a predicted model, not a curated record
GUUAAACCAUACCGAUUUACAAUAUGGCCGACUGCAGUGCGGAAAAGGAGUGAACCCAGUCAAUGGCAAAAGGAAGUUGGAAAUUUAAUUUCUCCCGAACGGCGACAUGGGGUGCAGACUCAAGGAAAAUCCCAACACCAUCUUUGUGGCAUUCUUUGAAGUAGCCGCUCCUGUUGGCAAGGAAUCAGGACCGCAGAUUGUGUCGCACUUCCCGGCCGAUUUUAAUGAAGUCGAUGUCACCAAAGAGUUGCCCAAGUUCUGUUUCCCAUGUGAUCUUAGCACGUAUAACAUAGCAGGCCAGUUUUUCACAUUUGUCCUGACGGGCUUGGACCACACGCAGAGAUUUGGCUUCUGCAGACACCCACCGGGGGCCGCCAAAUGCCUCUGCAUUCUGAGUUACUUGCCAUGGUUUGAUAUAUUCUACAAGAUACUUAACCAAAUUGCUGAGUUGAAGAUCCACCAUCAGGAAGAGAUAUGCCAAGAGUUGAUAACCAAGUUGUACGAGGCAGAAGUCCCUAAGGCUUACCAACAGUUUCAGAUAUCUGUACCAGUAGAGGGCGACUCACCAGUGGAGAUUGCCUUUCAGGGUCCCGACAGCAAGUCGCUUCCCAGGAUACCGAACAAUAGGAACAUCAUGGAAUACUUCAACGCCAUCAACCCCAGCAAUAUGAUGGUAUUAUUUGUCAGCCUCUUAUACGAAAGAAGAAUUUUAAUCACGUCAGAUAAGCUCAGCAGGUUAACGGCGUGCGUGCACAGCGCCGCCUCCUUGCUAUACCCUCUCUACUGGCAGCACAUCUACAUACCCGUCAUGCCGGCACACCUCAUCGACUACUGCUGCGCCCCUAUGCCGUUCCUCGUCGGGGUCCAUUCCUCGUUCAUGCCGCAAGUGCGAAAGAUGGCACUGGACGAAGUCGUCAUUCUCAACGCAGACAACAACAGCAUAGAGACGCCAUUUGAUGAUUUACAAACUCUACCUUCAGAAUCUGUCAGUCAGCUCAAGAAGAACUUGAAAAACACAGAGUUAUGCAAUGGGGAUGGAGUAGCCAGGUCCUUCCUGAAGGUCCUCGUUUAUCUAUUAGGAGGCUACAGGGAGGCCGUCAGGGUCAAGACCGGCUCGCAGCUGAUGUUUGAUCAAGAAAUUUUUGUCCAGUGUCGGUCCAGCCACCUGCAGCCGUUCUUAGAAAAAUUAUUGCAGCUACAGCAUUUCACUCAGUUCAUCGAUUCCAAGGUCCAGCAAAUUGCGUCGGGCAAGCCCAUCAACGACCUCUUUGAAGAAGAGCUUGAAAUAGCGAGACAAGAAGGAAGUCUGUCCAGCAAGAACUUGAAGGAGCAGCUCAAGAUACACCUGACAGACGGCAAGAAGAUGUUGAAAGACGCGCAGAAGAACAUCCAGCAGAAGAUGAUUCAAGCGCAUGGGUCGAUACGACCGAAGGCUAACCCCGAAGCGAUGAAACUGAAGUUGAAACAGGGUAGAGACUUUGCCAACAAGCAUUACAGCGGCCUCAAGAUGAAACUCAUCAAGGGAAAGGAAACUGAAGACCUGGGCAUGACUCGCAGGUACAAUCACCGGCAGGCGUCGUUUUUGGACAUCUCCCUCCCACUCCCGGCCUCCAGCGCCCCCUCCUCGCCCUCUGGUAGCCCCCAGAACAGCCCCGUCCCCAUCAGAGCAGCCUUGGAUGUCAGGCGGAAAACGGACACCAACCGUAAGAUCUCGGAGGAGAAUGCCCGGCCGAUGACAAUGGCUGGCCUGCCCAGACGGCUCUCAUCAGACAGCAGCCUGCCACCCAGUUUACCCCCCAAGACCAAAUCGUACCGUCUGCCCAGUGUGGAGGGCAGGAACUCCUUGGAGGCCAGUGGCUUAGAGGGUCCCUCCAGCAUGAGCCUUAUGGACGAUGCCCAGGUACAGGAAGUCCUGCAGAAGAUCGGCAGUCGAGGGACCCUGGCGGACUCCGCCCCCAAAACCACGACAUCAGCCACAGAUGAUGCACCCAUUCCAAUGCCCCGGCGGAGGAGGGCCAACCGUGAGACUCCAGGGUCAAAGGUCAUCGGCCGUGACAUCCAGCGUCCUCUCAUUCCGCCGCCCCCUGUACCCCCCAGACGGGAGCGGCGAACAGCGCAGACGGUGGAGGAGAGACUAGUGGAUAUUUCCAAUGAGGAGGAAGAGCAGGGGCUGGACCUGUCGCAGGCCCACGGGACUGCUGUUCAACAUGCGUUGGGUGUGGACUGUGAGGACCACACCCUGACCUUUCAGUCGGUCCACGUAAACAAUAACGCCCUGGCUGGGUACCAGCCGGAGGGUGUGCCCCGGAACAGUUCGGCCCAGACCCUUCUGGCUGAUUACGGACUUAACUUUGGUGCGUCAGUGGCCCCUGGCUCCACUGCUGACCCAACGCUGUCGUCACCCACUCAUUGUCUGAGCGUACCCGGCCUGCGGGCCACCAGCAGCAGUCCCAACCUCCAGAGCCUCCAUCGGAGCGGCAGCCCGCCCCAGAUUCUGGUCCAGCAAGUCCUUGUCCAGCAGCCCCCAGCCAGCACGCUGCCGGACCUCCUCAGUCCGACCAAUACCAUGCCCAGACAGAGCGAGAGCCUGGUCUCAGUGUCAGCGGCCCAGCCAGUGACCUCUGCUACGAAAACGCCGCCCCUCAACCCUUUCCAGAUUCAGCACACUCCCCUGCAGCCCAUGGCAGCCUCCGGGAACCCAUUCCAGCAACCCAGUGCUUCCGACCCCAAGGACCCAUUCGCCGACCUUGUCUCAUUCCAACGUCAAGAGGUUGCAAAUCCGUCAUGGAAGAAAUAACCGAUGCCGCGUCGUCGGCAGCACCACCCCAGCUGCAGCUCUCCUUUCAUCAGGUACAUGUGUUUUUUUUCCCUUUUUUUCUGUCCGUCUCCUUUGCAGCCUGUGGCAUUGUUCUUCAGUGCACAUGUAUUUGAGGGUGAUCUGUUGUUUUCAGCGUCCUCCCUUCCAGUAUUGAAUGUAAUUAUGUACAAAUGUGGGCAAAGAAAGGUAACCGAUACAAUGGAAGGAGUAACAGUUCCGAUGAAAUGCAGGGCAGGCAUUGUCAUGGGCAUAUAGAAUGGGAGGGGGAAGUCGCUCUUUUGAUGUAUCUUUUAAAAACAUGGUUUACACUGUUCACUACCCGGUGUGUAGAUAUUGAAGAUUUUAUUUUUCCAAUUUGUAAUUUGAAAAUUACACAAUUGUUACGGAGCCAGCGCAGUGCUCCCUAGAAAUCCGGCCUCUUAGUUGCAACGGAAUGCAACACUGAAAUAGUUUCAGCAACGAGCUUUCAGGAAACCAUUUUUACUUCUUCCAAAUUGUUGCCAAGUAUCUCCAAGCUCACUCCGAGACAAUUACCCUUGCUGCUGUUUGCGCAUGUGUACAUGUAUGUCGUCUGCUGGACCAUCUACCUGUUUCUAACAAUGGAGCUACAUAAUGUACACUUUGUAGUAUAUCAUACUUCACUCCCUUUGGGGUAUAAUAUUAUGUAUUUAUAUUGCUCCCCAUUUAUUGAAGUACGUGUACAUGCCUCAAAUGAGGUAUAUUUGUCAUGAGGUAACUUCUUAGACGGAUACGGUAGUAUUCGAAAUGGGGAGCUUUUGUACCCCUCAAAGUGGAUGUACCGAUUAAAUACUCAGAUUGGAAUAUUUUGUAACGUGUAAAGAUUGCAUAAUAUUCAAUGGCUGAAUUUCUUAACAAAAUUUACUCACCUCAGUUGGGCAUUUCUGAACAAAGAUUGUUUGAUAUUCACUCGAGGAAGAGAAAGAAACUGCUUGACCAUUCUUGGAUGACAUAAAUUUACCAUUUUUUUCUGUUUGAGGUUGAGCGCAUUAAGUGCAUUGUAGAUCAAUAUCUGACUUGAUAAGUAGACGUUUUUACGACAUUCAUAUUUUGGGUUCAGCUUUAUUCAUUUCCUUCCAUUCCCGUCUGUAAUAUUCCAUGCAUCUGAAUUGCUGCAAAUCCUCUCAACAACCAUUCCUAAUCCAAUCAAAUCCAAGCAUUUUGCACAACGUAUAAUCAUACUCUCUCUGUCUAGUUCCCAGGACUGCACUUUCAUGUACGCAGACCGGCCCGCACAAAAUUGCAGAUUUUCAGCCCCUGUCCAUACGCGCCAUUUACCUCGAAGUUCAUUAUUAUUCAGGUAGCCCCAAGGGUACACUUCCUAAAUUGAUACUUUGUUAACAGUUUUGGAAGAUUGCGGCUCUGCUUUUCUGUUCCUAUCACAGCAAUAUGAGUCUGUGUCCCGUUUUUCGCUUCUGGAAACCUUGCUGUUAAAUUUAAAAAGAAAUUCAAAACGAGGUUCCGCAGGGAAGCAGGUUGUUUGUGCCAGUCAACUUCAACCGAGACAUUUAGGUUAGAGAGUCGAAUUAUGAAUUGUUUUGGACGUUUGUUGUCGAGGUGUGCAGAAAAAAUUGCUCCACAAAGGAUAUAGAAUAUUGGUACUGAUAACCAAUACUGCGAAAACGUCAUUUUUUUCUGAAAGUGGAGAUUUACUGCUGUUUGAAUGCUGCUGUUGGACGGCGGUAUUUUUCCAGCACUCGAAUAACACCCCCUCGAGGCUUGGGCAAACACUCCAAACGACAUUUAUUCGUUCAAAUGGCGACAUCUUCAGCUCGCGUCAAGAACCACAUAUGCCACCCGCAUCCCUUGGUAUAAUAAUAUUUAGUCUUGUGGUAUUAAGCACCGAAGCGCUCCCCACACAGUUUAAUAUUCGCCCUUCAAUGCGCACGUCCGGAAGAGGAAAUAUUGGUUUGCCCCACGGCAUGAAAACAUCGGCAUUCGCUUUAGGUUCCUGGCUUAUAAAUAUAAUCACCAUCUCGGUUUCGUUUGCUUAGUGCUCUGCGUAAGAUUGAACCUUGAAACAAAUAUGCAAAAUAACGAGACGCAGUAUCAUCCGUUUUGAGAGUGUUAUUUGCAAAAAACCAAACAACAAAACAAAAACCAAACAAAA